Messenger RNA from Salvia hispanica, 1488 nucleotides. Its product is annotated as phospholipase A(1) DAD1, chloroplastic-like. Gene Ontology annotation, molecular function: glycerophospholipase activity. The record is from RefSeq and is a predicted model, not a curated record. Gene Ontology annotation, biological process: lipid metabolic process. NCBI's taxonomy places the organism in Eukaryota, Viridiplantae, Streptophyta, Magnoliopsida, Lamiales, Lamiaceae.
CUAAAGUUCCAAAACUAAUCAUAGAGAAAAAUGAGUUUCCCAAUUACAAAAUGCGUACGGCCAUGCAGCCGAGCAUCCAUCCCCACACUCCAAAAUGUGAGCACCACUAUUACUCCUAAGCGUACCAAUAUCAGCAUGAAGCCUCAAUCUCCAAAUAAGUUUGAGCAAAUGAAGUGGUCGUCGUCGUCGCUGGCCGCGGGCAAGCUGAGCCAGAGGUGGGAGGACUACCAAGGAGUCGACAACUGGGAAGGCCUCCUCGACCCCCUCGACGACACCCUCCGCAGCGAGAUCAUAAGGUACGGCAACUUCGUCGAGGCCGCCUACUGCUCCUGCAACUUCGACACCUCCUCCUCCUCCUCCUCCUCCUACGCCUCCUGCCGCUUCUCCAAAUCCAACAUUCUCCCCAAUUCAGGCUUCCCCAACACCGGAUACCGAGUCACAAAGAAUCUCACGGCCACUUCAGGAAUCCAGCUUCCAGGCUGGGCCGAGCGCGGCCCAACCUGGAUGGCCAUGCAGUCCAGCUGGAUCGGCUACGUGGCCGUCUGCCAGGACCGCAAGGAGAUCGCCAGGCUCGGCCGCCGCGACGUCGUUAUCGCCCUCCGCGGCACCGCCACCGGCCUCGAAUGGCUAGAGAAUAUGAGAACCAAUCUCACUCCACUGUCCAACGACGACGACGAGCCAAUGGUGGAAAGCGGCUUCCACAGCCUGUACACGUCAGCAUCCAGCAACAAGCCGAGCUUGCAGACUCUAUUAAGAGACGAAAUAUCAAACAUUCUACAGAAAUACGGCGACGAGCCGCUCAGCCUCACCAUCACGGGCCACUCCCUCGGCGCCGCGCUGGCCACCAUCGCAGCCUACGACAUCAAGGAGACGUUCAAGCACGCGCCGCUCGUGACCGUGAUCUCCUUCGCGGGGCCGCGCGUCGGGAACUGGAGCUUCCGCUGCCGCCUCGAGGAGCAGGGGACCAAGGUCCUCCGCAUCGUGAACUCCGACGAUCUCAUCACGAAAGUGCCCGGGUUCGUCAUCGACAACAACGACUUCUCCGGCAGCUACACGGCGGCCGCGGCCGGGUGGGUGAGGAAGCUCGUGGAGGACAUGCAGUGGGUGUACGCCGACGUCGGGUGCGAGCUGCGCCUCAGCAGCCGCGACGCGCCUGACCUCAGCGGAAUCAACAUCGCCGCCUGCCACGAGCUCAAGACAUACCUCCACCUCGUCGAUGGCUUCGUCAGCUCCAAUUGCCCAUUCCGCGCAACCGCUAGAAAAAUGAUGAACAAAACCCUUGCUCAAUAAAUUCACCAUUCAUCUCUAAUUAAAUUUAACACGUACAGUAGUACAUUUGAAUGUAUACAUUUAAUUGAUUUUUAUUUUUACUUUUACCAAGAUCCCAAAAAUCUGUAAAAGGUAUGAGUCAUUCCCCACUAGUUAACGUGGAGUGAUCAUUGUACAAAAGAUCAAGAAUAGGAAAAAUUCGAUCAAGAUAUUUCUAUA